ACACGCCCAUCCACUUUUGUUACGCUUCCGCAAACUUAUUUUUUUCCCCUUUUUCUUUCUUCUCACAGUUGUCCCUGACUGACUUUUACUCAAAGCUCUUUGGCAAAACAAUAUAUUUUCCUUUUGGAAGAUGAGUGAUAUAAAGAUCAACGAGUCAAGACAAGUGGAAGAUAACGCAGAGGAGAAAGAGGAGGAGAAAGACUGGGCGGCUGCCAAAUCGUUUUUUGAAAACCUCAAAACGAACAAACCGAGACCGCCUAAACCCAAAAAUGCUGUCACCAUCGCUGUGUCCUCCCGAACCCUCUUCAACAUGGUGGCGGAGAGGCUCAUCUACGAAACGGAAGGAGUUGAAAGCUACGUUGCCUAUCAGGUGGAACACGAGAAUGAGCCUUUGAAGCCGGGAGCUGCUUUCCCAUUUGUCAAGGCUUUGAUGACGGUCAACUCUCGGUUGAGAGAGCUCUACCCAGACGGCGAGGAGUUGUUCGACAUUGUCCUCAUGACUAACAACCACGCUCAAGUCGGAGUGCGCCUCAUCAACAGCAUCAAUCACUACGACUUGACCAUCGAGAGAUUUUGUAUGACCGGAGGGAAAAGUCCGAUAGGCUACCUGAAAGCUUACAUGACCAAUCUGUAUCUCUCCAAGGAUGCUGAGAAGGUCACAGAGGCCAUUGAUGAAGGCAUCGCAGCGGCAACAAUGUUCACGCCCGAUACGGAGAACGACCUGUGCGACAAUCAGCUGAGGGUGGCUUUCGAUGGCGACGCCGUCCUUUUCUCAGAUGAGUCGGAGAUCAUCGUCAAGCAAAGCGGCUUGGACAGCUUUUUUGCGCACGAGAAGAAAUUUGAGAAUAAACCACUUGCUCAGGGUCCCUUGAAGUGCUUCCUGGAGGCUUUGGGGAAACUCCAAAGAAAAUUCUACGCCAAAAACGAGCGUUUGGAUUGCCCCAUAAGAACCUUCCUCGUCACAGCCCGGAGCGCCGCCAGCUCAGGAGCUCGGGUGCUGAAGACCCUCCGCAGUUGGGGCCUGGAGAUUGACGAGGCUCUUUUCCUGGCCGGAGCCCCUAAAGGGCCCCUGCUGCAAAAGAUAAAACCGCACAUCUACUUUGACGACCAGAUGUUCCAUAUCGAGGGCGCUAAGGAACUGGGCACUAUCUCCGCUCAUGUCCCCUAUGGGAUCGGACAGAAGUACCACAAGGGUAAACUCAUCGAGCAGCCAAAAAAGGAAUGAAGCAGCUAAUGUACCAAAGGUGACAUGUUGAACUUGUACUACACUGUUAAAUGCUCAUCAAAAGGAUAUUUUGUGUAAUAUCACGUUGUGUUACAUUUUUAUAGUUUGCUGGAGACUCAGUAUGAUAAGGAAUAAGGCUUUUAUAUUUUAUAGUUUUUAAUUAAAAUAACUCUUGGAAGUAUAUUGCUGUGUAUUUUAGAGCUGCAACAGUCAACUUAGACUGUGUCACAUAUACUGAGUCACGCUAAAAAAGUCAACUUAUUUUGUUACUUUUAGCUGCUGUAUUCAUCUUGAAUUGAGGCGCGCAACAGUUAAAACGUUGUUGAAAUGGAAUGAUGAAACUGAUUUCGUCUGUUCUCGUUACUGCCUUAGCUGUAUAAGCACACUCAUAACUGUUACAGUCAGACUCCGUGAGUUGUUUACACCUUUUCACUCGUCUAACAAUUAAUUAAUAAUGUUUUUUUUUUGUGUGUGUGCGUGUAUGAGUUAUUUCAAGAAUAGGACUCAUGAUGUGAUAUCAAAACAUUUAACAGUUACUUCCUUAUGCACUUGGGUAGACUUUUGGGGCUGUAUUUACUUUUUGUGAAAUGUUUGAAAUAAAUGUCUCAUUUACUCA
This is a messenger RNA of Syngnathus acus (greater pipefish), 1841 nucleotides long. RefSeq names its product cytosolic 5'-nucleotidase 1A-like. The record is from RefSeq and is a predicted model, not a curated record. Lineage: Eukaryota; Metazoa; Chordata; Actinopteri; Syngnathiformes; Syngnathidae. The transcript has 6 exons. The coding region runs from base 131 to 1225 and encodes 364 amino acids. Gene Ontology annotation, cellular component: cytoplasm; cytosol. Gene Ontology annotation, biological process: adenosine metabolic process; nucleotide metabolic process. Gene Ontology annotation, molecular function: magnesium ion binding; nucleotide binding; 5'-nucleotidase activity.